This is a messenger RNA of Drosophila serrata, 2532 nucleotides long. RefSeq names its product Transient receptor potential cation channel, mucolipin (gene Trpml). NCBI's taxonomy places the organism in Eukaryota, Metazoa, Arthropoda, Insecta, Diptera, Drosophilidae. Gene Ontology annotation, molecular function: NAADP-sensitive calcium-release channel activity. The record is from RefSeq and is a predicted model, not a curated record. Gene Ontology annotation, cellular component: plasma membrane; lysosomal membrane.
CAGUGUUAUCGUAUUUCUUUGGAAAACAAAGCAAUUAUCGUAUCUUUUCGCGUUUUGGUCAUUGUUUAAUUUAAUUUCACUGACUAGAGUCGCGCCAUAACCGCUAAUUAUAUUUAUAUUUAUACCCCCUCCCGAUUGCUUGUUGCGCCUGUGCGGAUUUUUCUUUUGCAUGUUGAGCGACAGCGCAAAAGAAAGUUUGCACGGAGAACAACAACGCAGGUAAUUUGACCUCGCGACGAAGGAGGAGCACAUCGAGAUGCAGAACUACGGCUCCGGGGCGGCGGCGGCGGCGGCAGCAGCCGCGGCUCCGGCCGUAAAACGCCGUACCGACAGCUACGAGGCUGCCCAGCACCACCCGCAGUCGCCAGAGAGCGACGAGGAGUACGUAAACACAAGGGUUUUGCGGCGGCAGGUGCAGCUGCAGUCCACCCCGGUGGCCCCAGUGGUGCCCAUGCCCAUGCCUAUGCCCAACACUAGUGCCCCCUCUUCCGUGGAAGGUCAUGUCGAGCAGCCAGAGUUUCCAGGUUCUUCAGCCGCAUCAUACCAAGAAGAACGGAUGCGCCGGAAGCUGCAGUUCUUCUUCAUGAAUCCCAUCGAGAAGUGGCAGGCCAAGCGGAAGUUUCCGUACAAGUUCGUGGUGCAGAUUGUAAAGAUCUUUUUGGUGACGAUGCAGCUGUGCCUUUUCGCUCACUCGCGCUAUAAUCACAUUAACUAUACGGGUGAUAACCGAUUUGCCUUCUCGCACCUGUUCCUGCGGGGCUGGGAUUCGUCCCGCGAGGUAGAGAGCUAUCCGCCGGCGGUAGGUCCCUUCGCUCUCUACCUGAAAUCGGAAUUCUUCGAUACCGUGCAGUAUGCGGUCGAUGGGUAUGGUAAUGUUAGCCGAUCGAUAGGACCGUAUGACUACCCAACGCCCAACAACACGAUGCCGCCCCUGAAGCUGUGUCUGCAGAAUUAUCGGGAGGGCACUAUAUUCGGGUUCAACGAGUCAUACAUCUUUGAUCCGCAUAUCGACGAAGUGUGCGAAUCUCUGCCUCCGAACGUUACCUCAAUUGGGGUGGAGAAUUAUCUACGGCAGCGCGGCGUGGAGGUCAAUUUCGCAUCGCUCGUCUCCGCUCAGUUGACGUUCAAGAUUAAGACAGUGAAUUUCAAGGCUAACGGUGGACCACUCUCAGCUCCGGAUUGCUUUCGGUUCGACAUAGCCAUAAUGUUCAAUAACCGAGACCAUGAUGGUCAGAUGCUGCUCUCGCUGGAUGCGGAGGCGACGCGAUUAAAGUGCCACGGCGCCACCGAUUUCAUUUCGGAGGCGAACUUUGAUUCCAUGCUGCGCAGCGUCCUCAAUAUAUUUGUCCUACUAACCUGCGCACUGUCCUUUGCGCUCUGUACACGAGCCUUGUGGAGAGCUUAUCUACUGAGAUGUACAACCGUCAACUUCUUCCGGUCGCAUUUCGGCAAGGAGCUGAGCUUCGAUGGUCGCCUUGAGUUUGUGAACUUUUGGUACAUCAUGAUCAUUUUCAACGACGUCCUCCUGAUCAUUGGAUCCGCUUUGAAAGAGCAGAUCGAGGGAAGGUACAUGGUGGUAGACCAAUGGGAUACCUGUUCGCUCUUCCUGGGCAUCGGUAAUCUACUGGUUUGGUUUGGAGUAUUGCGCUACCUGGGCUUCUUUAAAACCUACAAUGUCGUGAUACUGACGCUGAAGAAGGCGGCACCUAAGAUUCUGAGAUUCCUUAUCGCUGCCCUGUUGAUCUACGCUGGAUUCGUUUUCUGCGGCUGGCUGAUUCUGGGACCAUACCAUAUGAAGUUUCGUUCGUUGGCCACGACGUCGGAAUGUUUGUUCGCCCUCAUCAACGGCGACGAUAUGUUCGCCACCUUCGCCACACUGUCCAGCAAGGCCACCUGGCUCUGGUGGUUCUGCCAGAUAUACUUGUACUCGUUCAUAUCUCUGUACAUUUACGUGGUGCUGUCGCUGUUCAUUGCAGUUAUCAUGGAUGCCUACGACACCAUUAAGGCGUAUUACAAGGACGGCUUUCCCACCACCGACCUAAAGGCGUUUGUUGGCACCCGCACGGCGGAGGAUAUUAGUUCCGGGGUCUUUAUGACCGACCUGGAUGACUUUGAUCAAACCAGCUUCGUCGAUGUCAUGAGGAACAUUUGCUGCUGCUGUCGACGCUGCAGGCCUGAGCAGGAUCCGGUCCAGGCUAAUAGCGGCUACACCAGCCUCUCAAGUAUUAUGAAGUAAUUGGUUAACUACAGGUCGUUCUGUUUUUGUUUUGUUUUUUCGUCAGCUUUAUGUGUGUGUAGUCGUCGAACAUGUUGUUAGCUUUUUGUAUUAAUGUUUGUUAGUUUGCCAAAGCACGUGAACCGAGCAACCCCACAGUGGACGUAUGUACGUACCUAUGAGAAAUUCCAAAAGCAUCUGCUUAGAUCACAACAAUUCGCGGGCUUUUGACGCUUUUCACUUUCACAUUGUUUAUAUUGCGCCUUGAAUUGACUACCUAAUUCAUCAAUGCUUUGAUAAAUAUACGGAAAAUAUUA